Molecule: messenger RNA, 1775 nt
Organism: Colius striatus (speckled mousebird)
Lineage: Eukaryota; Metazoa; Chordata; Aves; Coliiformes; Coliidae
Gene: SNAPC5
Product: small nuclear RNA activating complex polypeptide 5
Exons: 3
Coding region: 11-298 (95 amino acids)
Biological process (GO): transcription initiation at RNA polymerase III promoter; transcription by RNA polymerase II
Cellular component (GO): nucleus
Source: RefSeq, a predicted model, not a curated record
CGCGCGCAGGAUGCUGAGCCGGCUGCAGGAGCUGCGGCGCGAGGAGGAGACGCUGCUGCGCGUGCGGGCGGCGCUGCGCGAGCAGCUCACGCGCCUCAGGGUGGAAGAGCUGGCGCUGCAGUCCAUGAUCCGCUGCAAGGAGGAGCCGGGACCCGGCUCCCCGGGAGCUGCGGCACAGGACACGCACACGACUCUUGGGCAGAUGGACAACGAGGCUGCUAUCAACCAGACUGAACUACACCUAAGCCUUCAGGAUCGUGAAAACGAGGAGGAGGAGGAAGAGGAAUCUGACUCCUGAGAGAACCAAGAGAUGGGUUUUCAUACAGACUCAGGAAUUUCUUCUUUAUUCGUAUCAAAUUGACAAACUGAUGUUUGUUUUGCCCUGGGUAAGGAUGAGCUGUACCAUGUGCCAGACUCUGGAGUGUAGUUACACCUGAACACGUGAAUGUCAAGAGCUUGGCACGCGUUGACUUGGAUGAUAAAGAAGGGAAAUCUGCUGCACAAAUAUGUAGCAUCAUCAGAUCCACGUUUAAAGCCAAAUGUAGCUUAGGACGUCUUCGUACGUGAUGGGAGAGGUCACAAAUGGAGUCAGACUAACUUCACAUGUACACUGAGAGCAAUAACAGCUGUUCUUAUUUCCUGAUGCUGAACAAUAAAACCAGGCCACAGGGGCCUUCUGUUACAACCUCCUGUGCCUAAACUGAGCAAAGCUGUGUGCAGGGCUGUCCCUGGGCUCCCAGCUGCGGUGUUCAGUUGCACAGGGAAGGGGACUCUGCUCCCUGCUGGCGGUGGAAGUGUCCUGAGGCUGGGGGAAACAGGUACUGCUCCAGCAGCCUCGUCCUGAGCAUGGUAACGAGGCAGCCUCUCUUUGUAGCUGCUGGUGCUCUCCUUCAGCCCUGUCUGUCUGAUGGUACCAGUGAAGGACUUUCUGCUUCCCCCUCUCUCUGAUUAGCAGUCAGUUAGCCUUUUAUUUGUCCACAGCAAGAAUCAGUGUCUGUUGCUUGUAGUAAGGAACUGCUAUUUUUAAAUCAGUGUUGUUUCCUUUUGCACUCACAAUACUUCAUAAAUCAAUGCAAGGCCACUUUCUGCUUUCAAGUGAUCUUCAAGGAGGAGUGAGGGGCUUAAGAGCUUGGUAAUGAAGUGGAAAGUGAAGUCCCCUCCCCAGUUUCUUUAAUGGCAGGGUAACAAGCUGAUGCUGCUCUGACCCAAAGACACUGUGUUCCUUUUCCUCAGGGCCUGCACACACCAUGCAGUGCAGCUGGUUAUUGUAUCCAUUCUUACAGACUUGCUUUAAAGCCCAAAGGCUGUUACUCUGAUUAAAUACAAACAAUGGAAGUCAUAUUUUAACUCUGCCACUUUGUCAACUGCCUCAGUAGGAGCCCAGGCAGUUCAAGCCAGGGCUGGGUGCUUCCCCACUGGUAUUGAAAGGUGCUGCUGCUGGCUCUGGCAUUGCUCAAGGGAAAAAUGGAAUAAGCACUCUUCCAAAGUUUGCUUCUAAGAGCAGGAAAGGAGCUUGGAGAAGUGUCCUGUGUCCUGGAUGUGAUCAGAGAGCACAUGACUCAAGUUCCAGGGCGUCCUUGCCUCUCUUGGAGGAGAGAGAGUCUUUGUUUGGCUUUUAUUUAGUUUGUAGUGAUAGAAACUGCAUGUUGGAAUGUAAAUGUACCUUCACCUUCUCCCACAGGCUCAGUGCUUUUUGAGAAUUCUGGAUGGCUUAACAAAGAGGCUUCAACCAGGAGUGCAGAAGACUCAGCAAAGCCUUACCCAGACUCAAGGGU